CAGGCAGAGGUCAGCGGAAGGUAUUUUUCACGUUCCUUUGCAAAGUGGUUCCUGAGUGGAUUCGAACUAAAACGACCCAGAAAUCAAGGUUGAAAGAAACCGAAAAAGAGAUACCAAAAAGCUGAACUCGCGAACCCUGAAAGCUGCUGGAGGAUAAACUUCAACAUCCGUUCGAGUUUACUGGCAAUCGCUUAGGAAUAUUGAGGAAAAUUCGUUGAGCAAUUAGCGAUUUCUCUGAAGAAAGUAAUUCAUUUUGUAAAUGACACACAUGUACGUUGCAGGGAAUAUUUGGCGAAACAUGGGUUCCAGAGCUGCUUGAAAACUCGCAGAUUACGAUUGUUCGACAUUAUCUGAAAGGAAACCAAGCUUCAGCAAAACUGAUUUUGAUGUUGUUAAGGAAUUCUACUUCGAAUUGUCGUCAGUGAGCCGACUUCUAUUCAAAUUGAACAACAGCAGCGUUGAUCUCCCUUUCUUCGUCUCCAAAAGACCAUUACUGGAUUCAAUCAAAGAACUAGGCAAGGUUGACGUAGGCGGAUGCUUCGAGGCCGACAUCAUUUCGGUUUGUUUACUAGAGAAUACGAGACUAAGGAACUUAAUAUUUUCUUGUCGAGGCUUCGAAAGUGAAAAUAUUCAAAGAAAACUUCUUGGUUCUCUCAAGCGAGAAAUUUCGUAAAGGAGAAUAUGAAAUUUGCCUAAUAAUGCUGUAAUAACCGAGGUAUUUGAGUUUAUGAUGGCAAGUUCUUUUAGCAAAAUUAUGGGUUUCACUAAAGAAUUCCAAUCGCCUCAAGGACAUUUUACUCUCCCUAGAGGAAAGAAGCCAAAAAUUCUGAAGAUUCUGCGUAGGGCUUCAUUCAGUAAUAAGAAAAAAAACUCAACCCAAAGCCCGAGUUUUGAUUAUGAAAACCAACAAGACACUCUACGACGUCCAAAUUCCCGAAAAUCACAGCAAGCUCGCGAUCUUGAAGAGCUUGAACGUCUUCAAAAGGAACUCAACAGCGCAGCUCUAUAUUUUUGUCUCGUACUCGAACGCAAAAACAUGGAUAUUAUCAUGGCAAAAAUUCCGGAUAAUGCGGCGAUUGUUCUUGAUUCGGUUAUCAGCAUCGAUGAUCUGUUAACUACUUGUAUAAAGCUACAAAAAGUCAAUAAAGACCUCGUUCCCUAUCGGAAAGCCGUUCACAAGUGUAUGGCUGAUUUAGCUCGAUGGACUGACCAAUUACUUGUCCGGGGCAAUGUAAAAGGCGACUUGAGAGAAGGUAUCGAGUACAUGAAUGCUUUAGAAAAAAGUGUUAUGGAAGUGGUCGAGAUAACUAUUCCAAGACUUCGAAAAAGUGAAGUUCAAGAAGAAAUCAGGAAUUCUAUAUUCUUGUUUGAAGGGAGUACUGAAAGUAUCUUAGUUGGAGGAGAAAAUGGUGAUGAAAUGCAGGUAUGGAACAAGAGAGAUUCCGGGAUCAGUGAAGGUAGUGGAACCUGUGAUAUGAGGGAUCCACCACGCUCUCCUGUUCCUCGUGCUGUAAGAGACUCAGGCAGAGGAUCUUAUAACUGUAUUAUAGACACAAAUAAUGGUCACAUGGCACAAGAUGGGUCAUUUCACUCGUCAGACAAGUUUCUGUCUCCUAGGAGAGCACAACGCAACACACUAUCUAGUAGAACUUCAAAAGACUCUGAACUUUCCAGUUUUAGUGGUGAUAGUACUGUAUUUAAGUCUCCAAUGGUAUCACCAUCUGGCUCGCAGGAAUUUGGUAGGACUCCCUUUCACUCUGCCAGAAGUUCCCUUGAAGGUUCUUUUUACUCAGUGGAUGAACUUGACAACCACAAUGACCAUGAAGUUAUUCCGGCAACCUUAAUUGGUGUUGAGGACAACAGUCAUGAACCACCACCACUACAAAAAAAGAAAAAGUCCUUCCAAGUUUAUAUUGAGCUACUAGGAAGCUACAAUAAGCCUUCGGAAGACAUACUUCGACGACCAACAUCAGCUUUUGAUGGAUACGAGGAAACAUUUAGAAAGAGUAUAUCACACAGUGCAAGCUCUACAGCAAUACAUUCCCUUAGUCACAGAGGGAAUCAUCAUGCAUCAGGACAGUAUAAUCAGAAUGGAACAGAAGACAACCGUGCAUUUUCUACUCCGCAUUUACCGUCGCCAUCCCCAACACGAGAGACCCAGAUUGACUGGAACCAAAACAGUAGAUCUCAAGAAAUUCCAAAGAAAAAGUUGUUAUCUUUGGUAGAAGAAGGAGCGAGUCGGAAAGCCAGUAAUACAAGUGCAAGCUCUAGUAGCAUCAGUAGCACAGAUGAAGAUGAAUCCACACCAGCAUUAGAUUGUCUGGAUGUUUCAAGAUUCCUUGUUUACCGUGACGAUGGCCAAGGAAACAUGCUGGUAGGAGGAGCUAUAGAUGCUUUGAUUGUAUAUGCAGCAGGUGCUAGCAAAAGUGACUUGAUUUUCUACGAAGCAUUCUUAACAACCUAUAGAACUUUCAUUUCUCCCAAGGACUUAAUUAACAAACUUCUCUAUAGAGAAAGAAGAUUUCGUGAGAGGGGCCACAAGAAAGCAAGUCAGAAUGCCUUUUUCUUACUUCUAAGAGUCAUUGAUGAGUUAAACGGCAAAGUUGAGCGAAGUAUUUUGGAGCAGCUUAUGAAAGAGGUUUACCGUCUUCUCUGCAAUGGAGAUCUCUACAUUGGCAAGAUCUUGAGAAGUAAAAUGCUGCCAAAGUGUGACAACUACUACAACAGAUUGCGAAGCUCAUCUAAUCCAUCCACACCUCAGCCUUCCAGUGGGAACAGUAGUUGCACCAUUUUGGAUUUCCAUGCACAAGAUCUCGCACAACAGUUGACUUUGAUUGAUGCUGCUAAUUUUGGAGCAAUUGAAAUCCCUGAAAUACUUGCAUGGGGUAAAGAACAAAGUGAAACAAACAGUCCCAACUUAGCAAUUUUCACUGACAAUUUCAACAAAGUGUCUUACUGGUCAAGAUCGUACAUCUUAUCAUUUGAGAAGCAACAAGAUAGGGAGAAAGUUUACGCCAAGUUUUUGAAAAUCAUGAAGCACCUUCGGCGAUUCAAUAACUUUAAUUCAUUUUUGGCUGUUCUCUCGGCAAUGGAUUGCUCAGCAGUAAGGCGUUUGGAUUGGCCAAGACACUACUUGGACCAGCUGGCAGAAUACACUGAUUUGAUUGACAGCUCUUCAUCAUUCCGAGCCUAUCGCACAGCUCUAGCCGAGGCUACACCUCCUUGUAUACCCUAUCUUGGGUUGAUCCUACAAGAUGUGACGUUUGUCUGCCUUGGGAAUGUAGAUGAGCUUCCUGAUGGGAAGGUGAACUUUGUCAAGCGAUGGCAAUUGUUUAACAUCCUCGAUACCUUCCGAAGAUUUAAACUGAUGCAGUAUGAAUUUGAAGUCAAGGAUGAAAUUCGACAAUUUUUUGGAGGGUUCAACAACUUUUUGAAUGAAGAUGACUUGUUUGAAAGAUCCUUAAAGUUAAAGCCAAGAUCAUGAUCGGGCUAAUUAACUCCAUACGGCAAAGAACACUAUUACUAAACUAAAGUAUGUUAAAAGUAUUGCCAAUUAAUUUAAAAUAUGUACAUACAUGAUGAUGUAAAUGUGUGUAAUCUUGAAGAGUUAUUAUAACUUAAUUUGAAAGCAAACUUUAUAGAGCACUUUCAAAAUUAUUGGAAGUAUGAAACUAAUGGAAAUAAGGAAAAAAAAAAGCUUUCAUCACUUAUGAGAAAAGAAUUUAAGUUUUUUUGCAUUCAUAAGAUUAAUUUCAUGUACUGACAUGAAAACAAAAUAUACCUGUCAAUAUUCCGUCAUAAAAAGAUGACAAGCUGUUCUAUAUUUUGCUUUUAGCUUCAUUUUCACUAUAACUUUGAAAUUGUUCUGAUCCUUGUAUUUGAGCAUAAAACAUUUAUUUACUGAGUUCAAAGGACAACUAUUUUCUAACAAAUGCAGCUACAUUCAAUGAGUGUUAAGGAUAUACUUAAAGCAUAUGACGUUAUUGUUAUUGUUAUUGUUAUUGUAUAUUAAUCUUUAAUUUACAAUUCCAAUUUACACUUAAGAUUGAAGGAGUAUUAUUUUUGUGUUUCUAAUUGUAAUUAUUCAUAUUUUUGAAAAGUAAAGAAAGUUGUAUUUUAUCUUCAAAAUAGGGGAGAGAGAGCUAUUUCCAUAGAGUAAGAAUUUCAUUCUAGAUCGGAAACAUAUUUUUUCAUACAUAAAAGAGAUCACAAACACUCUAUUUGACCUUUACUUUAAAAUUAUAUUAUAUUGUUUUGCUUUUGUUUUAUUUUUAGAUUUAAGUUUUCUUUUCUAAUAAUAGACUCAGUUUUACUUUCAAAUUAUGUGUUUUUGCACAACUUUUUCAGAAAAUACUACUAAGAGGAACUGUAGCAACUUUUUAGGUUUUCAGAAGCUUAAACUAAAGCAUUAAUAAUAAUAAUUAAGCAUUUGUUAUUCCUGGUAUCAAUAUUGCAGUAUUUUUCUUUAAAACGGAAAUAUUUUGAUUCCCCAUAUUCCAGAGCUUCUGUAUUAUUCAAAUCUAAUAAAACAAUAAAAAUAUUUUUGUAGCUUUCUCUAUGUAAUGUCUAUUCUAACACCAUUUUUGUACAACAAUAAUAUUGGCUUCUCUUUUGAAUUGUACUAGUUUAGUUGUAUUUAUUGACGUUUUUGUUUAUGCAAGCAUUCACUUUAGCUUCCCAGCAAGACACUUAUUGUUUAAGCCGAGGAAUUUUGACCAAAAAUUGUCAUAUUCUCAUUAUAAAAGAUUAACUAGCGGCUUUUACCGGUAUGGCGAAAGAUUGUCUCUCUAUACAAUAAACAGGCGAGAAUAAAACCCAUUUUGGUUUUGUUCAGGAUGUUUUCUUUCAUUGUCAAUUUAGUAACCAGACUUCGAGAGACCAUCUUCGCCUUUUAAUCUUUUUGAUUGAAAUUUUAAUACUUAUAGAACAGCAUUCUAGGUUAGUUAUAUACCCAGCCUUAGAACAUUUUAACAUGUAAAUAAACACUUGUUUAUGUACAUAAAAUGGUUUUCAAAAGCGAAAGAGUAUUGUAUCAUAAAAGGUUACUAUUCAGCUAUUCCGUAAUUAUUACCAGAAUAAAAUAUUUUUGCACAUGAAA
Molecule: messenger RNA, 5098 nt
Organism: Actinia tenebrosa (Australian red waratah sea anemone)
Lineage: Eukaryota; Metazoa; Cnidaria; Anthozoa; Actiniaria; Actiniidae
Biological process (GO): Ras protein signal transduction
Cellular component (GO): plasma membrane
Molecular function (GO): guanyl-nucleotide exchange factor activity
Source: RefSeq, a predicted model, not a curated record